AUGUUGAAGAAGAAGGAACAUCAGUCAGUGGUGCAGUUCUGCCUCGAGCUAGAGCUUCUGUCAUCGAAAGCAUACUCGAGCUGCGAUGAAGUAGCCCUUGCACUUAUUCGAGCAGAAGUGUUGCACGAGCAGCUCCGUGAGUGGCCGGAGGCGUACCACUUGUAUGAAAUCCUAACCAAUGAAGAAGGGUAUCACUUCUAUGAACGUAUGAAGGACGCUGCAUUGAGCAUCGAGCACUUGCGCAAGAGACGAUAUGACUUCAGUGAGAAGAAGGUGGAUAAACCAGACCUAAAACAGCAAACAACUUCAACGGAAGUCCCUUACUUCGACUCCGGUCGUAGGAGUAAGGUCCUCAGUGCGACACAAAAUCGCAAGUUCAAGGAACAGCAACCAAAGAUGGUUGAGAAGACACCCAUUACAGUCAAAUGUGCAAAAUGUGGCAAGAAAGGACACAGCACAGAAGAGUGUCGGUCGAAAAAGGACAAAAGAGAGGCAGGUAAUUCGUUCAGUGCCACGCUGAAAUGGUGGUCCUGCAGCGCAAGCACGCCAGGCACGAAGGUGUGUAACCUAACAGGCAUGAAACAUAUGGUCAAGCUGCAGUGUCUGGGGUUAAAGCUCCUGGCUAUGAUCGACACUGGAUCGCAGCUAACUAUUAAGCCGCUAAGCUUCCUGCUUAAAGCGGAAAAAGCAGGAGCAGAUGUCGACACCGUCUGUAAAAAGGUGAAAGCCCGAGGUAUGGAAGUUUUCGACGCUUCAGGAAACCUGAUGAGCUUCGUAGGGUGCAAGAAGACAGAGCUGAAACUCCUUGGAGGAAGAACAAGCUUUGUCCAGAUGGACGUAAAGCGACUCAAAUAUGAAGUCUUGCAACAAGGAACACACGCUUCAGAGGCACUCUGGAUAAAAAUACUGUUCUUAUCUCGAAAUGAAACACAAACGGAUUGUGACAAGACGGAGGGCGCACAGUGA
Haemonchus placei is the source of this 966-nucleotide messenger RNA. The record is from the annotation of a GenBank genome assembly. NCBI's taxonomy places the organism in Eukaryota, Metazoa, Nematoda, Chromadorea, Rhabditida, Trichostrongylidae.